This is a messenger RNA of Episyrphus balteatus (marmalade hoverfly), 873 nucleotides long. RefSeq lists its product as uncharacterized. The coding region runs from base 1 to 873 and encodes 290 amino acids. The record is from RefSeq and is a predicted model, not a curated record. Lineage: Eukaryota; Metazoa; Arthropoda; Insecta; Diptera; Syrphidae. The transcript has 2 exons.
AUGGAACACCAUUGGAUUCACUCAACACCAGACUCACCAAUUCCCCCAUUUGCUGUCCUCGGAGGAUACGAUGCUGAUGGUUCAUCAAUCUAUGUUGGUCGUGCCUUUCACGAAGGUGACAAUUUGCCAGCCAAAGUGGUGCCCAACAAACGUUGUGCUUAUGUCAGCUGGGGUGGUCGUGAAAUCACAAAGACUCACUAUGAAAUCCUAGUUGGCGAGGACUAUAGAUUUAUAAGUUGCCCUAUCGACACCAUUCCACAAAAUGCUGUCCGUGCAGGUAACACUGUCGAUGGAGAGCCGCUCUAUGUUGGACGUGGCAUGUGGGAAGGAAGUGAGACGGUCGGUAAAAUUCAUCCCACCCAUCAUUGCUUGUAUAUUCCCUUUGGUGGAGAUGAACAACGUUUGGAAUCUUAUGAGGUGUUGAUUCGCGAACCAUCACAUGUUUGGGUGCCGGGAACUUUACAUCACGUUCCGCCGAAUGCAGUUGUUGCCGGGCACGAUACCAAUAAAUCUACAAUCUAUGUUGGUCGAGCUUACCAUGAAGGUGAGAACCUUCCAGCCAAGUUUGUUCCCGAUGCGGGAAGUGUUUAUGUUAGUCAUGAUGGUCAUGAUAUAUUCAAAGAUGAGUUUGAGGUAUUGGUUGGUGAUGGUUACAGUUGGGUUGGUGGUGUACAUUCAGGAAAUAAUAUUCCCAUUGGAGCUGUAUCAACUGGACACACACGAAAUGGUGAGAAGGUGUAUGUUGGACGUGGUUAUCAUCAUGGAUCGUUGACUCCAGGGAAAGUUCACCCUGGAGAAUAUCGACUAUAUAUUGCUUAUGGUGGGAAGGAGGUCAAGAUAAAGGACUACGAAAUGCUUGUUAAGAGAAAUUAA